GCCAGUUUUUCUCUCAAAUAGAAAAUUCUCUCUAGAACCUUCUCUUCUAUUUCCGCCAUUGUCGUCUUCACUGAAGCUCUCAAAUCUCCAUUAGUAUUGUUUUUCCUAUUAUCUUUGACCUCCAUAUCUUUUCCCUUUUUUCUGGUCAACUUUUUAAGGAUCGCAAAAAUAAAAAUACUGAGGAUGCACUUAUCGGAUCCAUGCCCAUAGUAUUUUCCUUUUUCCCCGGGAGCGAAAAGUGUGCAGCAAAAACACAAAUCAAAAGAACAAGGCUAACACCCAAUAAAAUAAGAUCCUUUUUUAAGUAAGAAAUGGACGGUCCAAUUAUAAUAUAAAAAUAAGUCAAUAUUAGCUGCCAAUUUUAAUUAUCAUCAGAGUGGAUAAAAGGAAGAUGCUUUGGAUAAUUAGCUACAAAUAAUUCAUUUCCUUCCCUCUUCAAACUUGUUCUUUUCUUUUUCUUCUUUCUUCUCCUAAUAAUCCACUCUUUUUCAGAAUUUGUGGAAACAAAAUCCCAAAAUUCAAGAAUGGCAAAGUCCUCUGGCAUUCUUGCCACUGCGGCUACGCUUGUGUCUUUGACUGUGUUUUUAAUGUCAGUGACAGUCACGGCAAGAGAGUUUCCAAUUCAUCCUUAUUUGAAAAUUCAAGAUAGACUCUCCAUAUCUCAGCUCUAUGAUACUUCCAAUUAUGGUGUUCUUCAAAUCGACAAUGGCUUGGCUCGAACUCCUCAGAUGGGGUGGAGUACCUGGAAUUUUUUUGCUUGCAAUAUUAAUGAAACAGUCAUCAAGGAAACAGCUGAUGCACCCGUAUCAACUGGUUUGGCUAGCCUGGGUUAUACUUAUGUCAACAUCGAUGAUUGUUGGUCCAGAUUGACUCGAGAUUUAAAGGGUCAAAUGAUUCCUGACCUGAAAACUUUUCCAUCUGGAAUUAAAGCUCUAGCUGAUUAUGUGCACUCAAAGGGUCUAAAGCUAGGUGUUUAUUCUGAUGCUGGGGCUUUUACAUGUCAAGUUCGACCUGGCUCACUGUUUCAUGAAAAAAAUGAUGCUGAACUUUGGGCAUCUUGGGGUGUUGACUAUUUGAAGUACGACAACUGCUUCAAUCUAGGCCUCCCACCACAAAAGAGACACCCGCCCAUGCGUGAUGCCCUUAAUACUACUGGACGGACUAUAUUUUACGCACUUUGUGAAUGGGGUGUCGAUGACCCUGCCAAAUGGGCUGGAAAAAUUGGAAACAGUUGGCGUACAACAGAUGACAUCAAUGAUACAUGGGCUAGCAUGACAACUAUUGCUGAUAUCAAUGACAAGUGGGCAUCGUAUGCUGGACCUGGUGGAUGGAACGAUCCUGAUAUGUUUGAGGUUGGAAAUGGGGGCAUGAAUUACCACGAGUACAAAGGGCACUUUAGCAUUUGGGCUUUGAUGAAGGCUUCACUUAUUAUUGGUUGUGAUGUCAGAAACAUCACCGCUGAAACUUUAGAAAUUCUUUCCAAUAAAGAGGUUAUCGCUGUUGACCAAGAUCCACUUGGUGUUCAGGGUAGGAGAGUUUAUGCUUCCGGAUCAGAUGGUUGCGAGCAGAUUUGGGCAGGUCCCUUGUCUGGAAACCGUUUGGCCGUAGUACUCUGGAAUAGAUGUUCAAAGGCUGCAACUAUUACUGCUAAAUGGGGUGCAAUUGGAUUAGAAUCUUCUAUCGGCGUCUCUGUUAGAGACUUGUGGAAGCAUGAAGUUGUUUUGGAGAACACUGUGGGCUCAUUCAGUGCUCGGGUUGAUGCUCAUGGCUGUGAAAUGUACAUUUUAACUCCAAAGAGGGCGACUCUAGCUUCAAUCUGAUUAAAGUGUAAGAGGAGUUCAUUGCUUGUACAACCUUUCCAGGUGGGUGCUACCCCACCUCGCUAGACACAAAUCGUAGGCUUCCUCUGUUAUCUUUCUAAUCUAUAUCUGUGUCCAUCAGUUCUCUUCAUGGUCGAAUCUUUUACUAGUUUCCUUUGAACUUGCGAUCUAGUUAGUCAGCUUUGUAAAAUGCUCUCCCACAUGAAUAAACUUUUUAUGUUUGUUGAAGUAUGUGACAUUAUUGAAAGUUUUUCUGGAAAUAGGCUUCUUCAACUGUUGUUA
Messenger RNA from Nicotiana tabacum (common tobacco), 2102 nucleotides. RefSeq names its product alpha-galactosidase 3-like. Gene Ontology annotation, molecular function: hydrolase activity, hydrolyzing O-glycosyl compounds. Gene Ontology annotation, biological process: carbohydrate metabolic process. The record is from RefSeq and is a predicted model, not a curated record. Lineage: Eukaryota; Viridiplantae; Streptophyta; Magnoliopsida; Solanales; Solanaceae.